AUGAAUCUUCAAAAAUUUGAUCUUGCUUUUUAAAUUCAGAUAGAUUAAAACUAUCCUUCUCAAGAUUUGAGUAGGUAUCUAGAAAUCAAUUUUUCUGAGGUAGCUUUUGAAUGGGCACCUGAUGGAAAAUCAUACAAGCAAAACUAUAGAGAAAUUCCUCUUAUUAGAUGUUAAAAUGGGAGAUUCAAUAAUGAAACUGUUUAGACUGAUAAUAUAAAGUUGACUGAGAGUUAUCAGUGUCCAGAAACAAUAGACUUCAAAUUUAGAGGUUCAUUUUUAUCUAAAAAAUCCACCUAUAUGUUACUUGGAUUUAAGAAAUGCCUUUAGAAGAAUAUGGACUUUUAAUAGAAAAAUAUAACUUGCGCUAAUGAGACAGAAAUUAACUCAAUAUUGGACUGA
This is a messenger RNA of Stylonychia lemnae, 399 nucleotides long. Lineage: Eukaryota; Ciliophora; Spirotrichea; Sporadotrichida; Oxytrichidae. The record is from the annotation of a GenBank genome assembly.